GCCUGGUCGUUUUCCGUGUCCUGUGAUUUCUCUGAGGAGCGAUUCAUGAUUUAUACUUUUCUUUGAAAAUUUCUUUCAAUUUAAUCGCAGAAAAGACUUGUUGCCCCGAUCGAUAAAAUGCGUCUUUUGUGUGGAAUUCUAGUAGUGUUCACAAUUUUAAUCUUAUCGAAUCAAGCGCUCGCUGCAGACAAGAAAGACACAAAGAAGUUGCAGAUUGGCGUGAAGAAGCGAGUUGCAGACUGCCAGACGAGAUCCAAGAGUGGAGAUACGCUGCACAUGCAUUACACGGGUACACUGGAUGAUGGAACAGAGUUUGACAGCAGUAUUCCUCGAGGAGAGCCAUUUGUCUUUACCUUAGGUGUAGGGCAAGUGAUUAAAGGUUGGGAUCAAGGACUUUUAAACAUGUGUGAAGGAGAAAAGAGGAAGCUUGUUAUACCUUCAGAUCUUGGUUAUGGUCAGAGAGGAGCCCCUCCUAAAAUUCCUGGUGGAGCUACUCUGAUAUUCGAGGUCGAAUUGCUUAAAAUAGAACGCAAAUCUGAAUUGUAAUCAGCGACCCAGUGACCGCAUAUCACUUAGAGUGAAGUUGUCUUUUGUAACUGAGCUAUUGGAAAUAAAAAUGUAGGUUCUAUAA
Orbicella faveolata is the source of this 631-nucleotide messenger RNA. Its product is annotated as peptidyl-prolyl cis-trans isomerase FKBP2-like. Gene Ontology annotation, molecular function: peptidyl-prolyl cis-trans isomerase activity. Gene Ontology annotation, biological process: protein peptidyl-prolyl isomerization. Lineage: Eukaryota; Metazoa; Cnidaria; Anthozoa; Scleractinia; Merulinidae. The record is from RefSeq and is a predicted model, not a curated record. Gene Ontology annotation, cellular component: endoplasmic reticulum.